AUGUUUGAGGCUUCUGGACAUAGUUUGCUGAAAGUUGCAAUCCUUGAACAAUUUUGUCUGCGGUUCGCUCAGCUCUUAACAAGAUACAUUGGAAGGCUUUGCACAAGCCGCAUUCGCUCAAAGACCGUGACAAGGACUUCAUUUGCAAAUGGAACUCCCAAUAAGUUUAGCGACAAACGCAGCAUCUGUCUCAUUAACGUAUCUAGGGUGGAACAUCUCGUCUAA
This is a messenger RNA of Plasmopara halstedii, 225 nucleotides long. RefSeq lists its product as uncharacterized. The record is from RefSeq and is a predicted model, not a curated record. Lineage: Eukaryota; Oomycota; Peronosporomycetes; Peronosporales; Peronosporaceae. The transcript has 2 exons. Bases 1 to 225 code for a protein of 74 amino acids.